AAAUGGCCCAACCAGAGCAACCCCACCCAGACAGAUACGCCGUAAACUAAACUAGAUAGAAAAGUUAUAGCAGAAAAUGGGAUUAUUAACAAGGGUAAGAUUUCACCAGCGCCAGGUAAUCCCAUUUCCACACUCCUAUAAAUCCCAUCAAAAUCCAAAACUCAUUUCACAAACUUGCAAUUACCCAAUUCCAUCUGCACGUUCGGGAAGAAGAAUCCCUAUAGUGACUGUGAGAGCACUUUCUACGAAGGCAGCAGCGGCAUCCACACCACCAUCCAAAAUGGUCAAAGCCAUUAGGGUUCAUGAACACGGUGGUCCCGAGGUUCUCAAGUGGGAGGAUGUGGAAAUAGGUGAGCCGAAGGAGGGGGAGAUUCGAGUGAAAAACAAGGCCAUUGGGCUUAAUUUCAUCGAUGUCUAUUUCCGGAAAGGAGUUUAUAAGGCCCCUGAUUUUCCCUUCACUCCUGGUAUGGAGGCUGCUGGGGUGGUGACAGCUGUGGGCCCUGGACUGACUGGCAGGCAAGUUGGAGACCUUGUAGCUUAUGCUGGUAAUCCAAUGGGCUCAUACGCUGAAGAGCAAAUCCUUCCUGCGAACAAGGUUGUGCCUGUUCCUUCCUCUAUCGAUCCUAUCAUUGCAGCAUCUAUAAUUCUUAAGGGUAUGACGGCUCAAUUUCUACUCCGCCGUUGCUUUAAGGUUGAACCUAGACACACAAUCCUUGUUCAUGCAGCAGCUGGCGGAGUUGGAUCUAUUUUAAGCCAGUGGGCUAAUGCCCUAGGUGCCACUGUCAUUGGAACUGUCUCAACCAAAGAGAAGGCAUCUCAAGCCAAAGACGAUGGAUGCCACCAUGUUAUAAUCUACAAGGAAGAGGAUUUUGUUUCUCGUGUCAACGAGAUAACAUGUGGCAAUGGGGUUGAUGUUGUCUAUGAUUCCGUAGGAAAAGAUACCUUUCAGGGAUCAUUGGCAUGCUUAAAGACUCGUGGGUACAUGGUUAGUUUUGGGCAGUCAUCGGGUACACCAGAUCCAGUUCCAUUGUCAGCUCUUGCCGUAAAAUCGCUCUUCUUGACAAGGCCUUCCCUCAUGCAAUACACUACUACUAGGGAUGAGUUACUGGAAACUGCUGGGGAGGUAUUUGCUAAUGUUGCAUCAGGAGUCUUGCGGGUUCGAGUAAAUCAUACUUACCCUUUAUCUCAGGCAGUACAGGCACAUGUAGACCUUGAAAGCAGGAAGACAUCUGGAUCUGUUGUGCUUAUCCCAUAAGGCAUCCUGCAGUAAGUCCUUACUUCUAAAUUUCUGAUCGGUAUAUCAUUUUGAAAUGCCUUGUAGUCUGUAUGGUGUGUGGAAAUAACGUGAAUGUCCUCCGAUAGAGCUCCAAAUGCAACUGUCUUGAAACUAGUAGUCAAGAGAGCUGUUCUGAACAAUAAAGGGAUACAGCUCAAAUAUACAACCAUUUUGGAUGAAUUUGUAAUCUGAAUAAAGGGAUUGGUUUUUACGAUGGAGGAUACUACUGUGAGUUACCCGACUGCGUAACUGAGUCAGCUGUCCAUGUUACGACCUUCAUGUAUCGAGGGUGUGGCGAUCUCAUGCAUAUAUCGCAUAAAGAACCCAUGUUUUUUUUUUUUUUUUGUAAGAUUACUCUUUCAUGUGUUCCAACGUAACUGAUAUAUGUUCAUGACUGCGAUUCUUUGGGUGGAA
Juglans regia (Persian walnut) is the source of this 1690-nucleotide messenger RNA. RefSeq names its product quinone oxidoreductase 1. The transcript has 5 exons. Lineage: Eukaryota; Viridiplantae; Streptophyta; Magnoliopsida; Fagales; Juglandaceae. The record is from RefSeq and is a predicted model, not a curated record. Gene Ontology annotation, biological process: cellular response to oxidative stress. Gene Ontology annotation, molecular function: quinone reductase (NADPH) activity. Gene Ontology annotation, cellular component: cytosol; cytoplasm. The coding region runs from base 77 to 1255 and encodes 392 amino acids.